Carya illinoinensis is the source of this 2547-nucleotide messenger RNA. Its product is annotated as serine/threonine-protein kinase STY17-like. Gene Ontology annotation, molecular function: protein kinase activity; ATP binding. Gene Ontology annotation, biological process: protein phosphorylation. The transcript has 16 exons. Lineage: Eukaryota; Viridiplantae; Streptophyta; Magnoliopsida; Fagales; Juglandaceae. The coding region runs from base 304 to 1986 and encodes 560 amino acids. The record is from RefSeq and is a predicted model, not a curated record.
CCUUUUCUCACCAUCUUCAAGUUCACAGUGACAUCCUCCGUCAGGUUGUCUCUGCAAUUGAUUUCUGACGAAAGUACCCUCCGUACUCCUUAAAAUCUCCAAAAGCCUCUCUUCCAGAGUCCCACCCGUGUGUACUCAGUUUUUAGAUUCUUCAACUGUAGUCAAAGAUCCUCUGCUACUCCUAAUUUCCGGAGCUUUGCAAAUUGCACUUCACUUUCUUCUCGUUCGUUUUUUCUGUUGUCUUUUCGCUUUUCUUGCCAUGAUUCUCGGUUACUAGCUUCACAUACACCGACGAUAAUCCGCAUGGAUUUGAUCGAAGGCACGGGAGAGAGCUCGUCGCCGCCUCCCUUCUUUGCCGGCGGUUUUAGUGGCUACGAUGUACGGAGCGACGUGUACAACCGGUUGGUCGAGAGUCAACACGAAGAGGUCAUCUCUAAUCCUGACUAUCGCGAACUCUUGGACGCUCACUUUAAUCGGUUGCCUUCUAGUUAUGGACUUGAUGUAAAUAUGGAUAGAGUGGAAGAUGUUCUGUUACAUCAAAAGAUUCUUCUAUUGGCAACAGACCCAAAGAAGCGACCUGUUUAUAACAUCCGUUUCUUGGAGAAUACUUGUGGUACAACAGAUGGUGAUGAUGACCCGCAAUUUGUAAGUUCUUUCUCUAACUCGAGGUCAUCUUGUGAUGCUGCUAGUGGAGUGGUGCCAUCAGAAAAGAGGAGCAGAGAUUGUGCUAUUGAAUUUGAACCUUGCCCUGGGCUUGAGCACCUAAAGUUGGAUGCUAGAAGAAAUUCCAGAUCUACGGAUAACUUUUCCAGAAGGCAGGAACUUCCACAUGUUCAUAUACAUGAAGUAAUAUUUUCGACCAUUGACAAGCCCAAGCUUCUUAGUCAGCUCUCUACAUUGCUUUCGGAUAUAGGAUUGAACAUCCGUGAAGCACACGUGUUCUCAACAACUGAUGGCUACUCCCUGGAUGUAUUUGUGGUGGAUGGGUGGCAUGAUGAGGAUACAGAUGGUUUGUAUAAAGCUAUGGAAACAGCAGUUGCUGGAAGCGAGGGAUCGUGGUCACAAUCUUCAGAUUCUCAUUCAGCUGUGGAAAAAGCAUUGUCAACAGAAGCAAACUCUGGAGAUUGGGAAAUAGAUACAAAAUCAUUGACGAUAGGAGAAAGAAUUGCAUCUGGUUCUUGUGGAGAUCUAGUUAUGUCUCUCACCAUUCUUUUGUGGUUCAUCUUAAGGUAUCAUGGAGUUUAUCUUAGUGAAGAUGUUGCUGUUAAGAUUCUUAAAUCUGAACAUUUGAAUAAUGCUCUGGAGGAUGAGUUUGAUCAUGAAGUGGCAAUUCUAAGGGAGGUCCAGCACAAAAAUGUUGUUCAAUUCAUUGGUGCAUGUACAAAGCCUCCAAAUUUGUGCAUCAUAACAGAGUAUAUGCCUGGAGGAAGUCUGUAUGAUUACCUGCAUAAGAAUCAUAACAUCUUGGAACUUCCUCAGCUCUUGAAGUUUGCAAUUGAUGUCAGCAAGGGAAUGGAGUACUUGCAUCAAAACAACAUAAUCCAUAGGGACCUGAAGACAGCAAAUUUGCUAAUGGACACUCACAAUGUUAUUAAGGUGGCAGAUUUUGGGGUUGCUCGAUUCCAAACUCAAGGGGGAACAAUGACAGCGGAGACAGGAACAUACAGAUGGAUGGCACCUGAGGUCAUAAAUCACCAGCCAUAUAAUCAGAAAGCAGAUGUAUUCAGUUUUGCCAUAGUCCUGUGGGAGCUAGUGACGGCCAAGGUUCCAUAUGAUAGCAUGACUCCACUACAAGCUGCCUUGGGUGUGAGACAGGGACUCCGACCUGAUCUUCCAAAGAAUGCACACCCCAACCUAUUAGAAUUAAUGCAGAGAUGUUGGGAAGCAGUUUCUGAUAAUAGGCCUUCCUUCUCUGAGAUAACAGCUGAACUUGAAAAUCUCCUUCAAGAAAUUCAGAAAACUUCGGAAGUAACAAACAGCAGUUGAACAUUCCCAGUACGCAAUUGUAAAAGCGGCUCAUUUUUAGGCAUUUGAGUGAGGAAUAUUCUCUCUUUUUGUUUCUUUCCCCCUGAUUUAUGUUCUUCAGAUGCAUACGAGGUUAUUUUGUACAAUGGAGACUUGAAAAAUUCAGAAGGCUGUCCAAUACAAAUUCAGAUAGACAAAUGGAGAGAUUAUCAUAAUCUGUAUUUCAAAUAUCUCCAGGGACUCCAAGUAACACCACGAUAAACUUCACUGUGAAAUUUGUUUCAAGCAAGGGUUAUACUCUCGAGCAGAUCUGGUAUGGCUACCGCUCGAACAAAUGCAUACUUUAUGUGAUUGGUUCAGGUUUUCAAUUAUCACCCUUUUGAUGGGUAAACUUGGUUUUAUCUUGAAAAGCAUGUAUAGUUAUUUAGUUCCUGCAGGAUUCACCAUCAGGAAACUCUGUACAAAUGCAAUGGUGGAUUUUCUUCCCUCAAUUAGGACUUCUUUUCCACCAAGUGAUCACUGAGUUGCAUAGUUUUUACAUAUGAAUCUAUCGUUAGUCAUGCAGCGGUCAUUGUUGAUUCA